Colletotrichum karsti is the source of this 1158-nucleotide messenger RNA. RefSeq lists its product as uncharacterized. NCBI's taxonomy places the organism in Eukaryota, Fungi, Ascomycota, Sordariomycetes, Glomerellales, Glomerellaceae. The record is from RefSeq and is a predicted model, not a curated record. The transcript has a single exon. Bases 1 to 1158 code for a protein of 385 amino acids.
AUGCCGGGCCUCAUUCCGUUCUUGCCCACGCCGCCGCUGCCGCAGUCGAAUCGAUCCGCCCCUUCAACCUUCAGAGCUCGACCGGUGAAUAACCUCAGUGCAGACAGGGGUGCUGCGCGAGGCAGCAGUAGUCAGGCACCCAUUGAGCUCGACAGUGAUUCGGAGCCCACUGAAGCUUCAGGGACCCAAACCGCCACCAACACCACGUCGACAACUAGACUUUCGCAAACUCAAGGACAACCACAAAACUCCGAGCCCUUCUUCAGAGACUGGACCAGCUUGGCCGUCGACUCUACACAACAACGCCUUCCGGCUCUGCCUUCUUUUUCAGAUUUCACCGCCGACCUGGAUUUCGACUACCUCAACGCGGUUUUCGGCGCCAACCCCCCGCAUACACCCGCGCGCGAGCCAGACAGCGACGACUUCCUUUCUCAGCUGAUCGACGGCGAUUUCUCCUCGCCAUCCUCCUACCCGCAGUCGGCCCAGCCACCUUCGGUCAACAGACAAACGAGCAGCUCGAGGUCACAGAAUUCCCUGUCGUCGCUUCGACCGAACAGACCUGCCCCAACCUUACCAAACAACGCAACGCCCACCACGGCAGCCCCCAGACGAGGAACGCCGCACCCGAGCUUCGAGGUCGAAGAAUCGCUUUUCGUGAGCUCAGAUAACGAACCCGAAGACUACAUCAUGCCUGUCCAGACGCGCCGCAGGGCGUCCACCACCAUCAUCAGUAGUUCUGAUCAAGAAGCGGACGAUACCCCGCCCACAAGCGCCAACCGCAAGAGGGCCGCGCCUUCCUCGGGAGCAGCUAGAGGGACUCCUGCCGCCAACAAGCGACGCAGGACAUCACAGGCUUCGACCACGCGUACCAGAACAACACCAGGCGCCCUCCCAACGCCGGCGCCAAAGGUGGAAGACGACGACGACGUCUUCGGAGACAAACAGGACUCGAAGGGCAAGGAGAAAGAAGCAAAAGAUGAUGAUAUCAUCGACCUCGCGGCCUCUAAUGAGGUGCCGCCAGAGAUGCUGAUCCCGAAGGAGGACAAGAGGGUCAAGUUGUCGGCAUUCCAAUGUGUUAUUUGCAUGGACGACGUCACUGCCUUGACAGUCACGCAUUGCGGUAUGUGGUGGAUUGCUGCUGUGAUUGGGGUUAUCUAA